CGUUUAGUAUAUUUACCCAUGCGGUCAAUACCACGAGUUUAUUUUGAUAAAAAUUAAACAAAAAACGUAGACAGAAUGGCUCGGAAACGAAAGAUUCCCGUGCGCAAGCACCACGGCGUCCGAGAUCCCCUCAAGCAGCUGGAACAGAAGGAGAAAAAGCUUUCUAAAGUAACGAACAAUCCGCCCGUGAAAAAGGAUGAGCAGCAGGUGUCCUUCAAGUUCCGUCAGUUUCAGCAGCUAGCCAACGCCACCAAAUCGGGCAAGAAGCUAAGAUUAGGCGAAAUCGGACGGGAAGAUAAGCCGAAAUCCUCUCCAGGAUCCAAACCUGGCAGUAGUUCCUCCUCGAAGGAAACGAAGAACAUUAAACAGUUUGCCAACGAAACGGACGAGGAUUAUCUGCAGCGAGUGAAUCGCAUGACCAGCGCAUCCGUACGAGAAGCUCACUACGAGGCCAAAUAUGGUGUGAACGUGAUAAGAAACCCCAAAACCGGGGAGAUUACGGUCCAAAAGAGGCCCAAAAACGAGAUUGACGAGCUGCUCAAGCAGAAGCAAAAGGAGCAACGGCUGGCGGGCAAAAGGGGUCGCAAAAAGGUUCAAAUCGUGCACAAACCCAUGGAUGCGAAAACCAGUCGCGAACUGGUCAAGAGGGCCUACAAGGAGGCACAGCAAGAGGUUGAAACCGAGGAGAAGCAGAAAGCCGGGCCAACGGAAUUCAAACAGGAUGUUGUGGCAUUUGGUGAGAUCGUCCAUGCUCCGCCUUCCCUCAAAAUCCUGCCACGCAAGGCGGAAAAAAGUGAAACGGUGCCGCGUCCAGGACGCAAAGCCAAUCUCCUUCUCAAAUCCAUGCUGGAUCCCGACAAGGCGCAGUCAAAUCGGGGCCAGGAAGACGACGACAGCAGUCGAUUAAAGCUGGCUGCCCAAUCCAAGAGCGCCUUCAAAGCACCCACCAAGGCCCAGUUGAAGGGCAAGCGGAAGGAUUUACCCUUGGCCACAAGGUCCAUGCUCGAAACCGAGCGCAGCAAGAUGGUUCAGCUAUAUCGUCAGCUUAAAAACAAGACGACGGCGGAUUCUUGAUAAAUUCUAGAGUAGAGACCAGCGUACAUUUUUUUUUAACAUUAAAACAACUAAACUUAGUCACUUAAGUUACGUGAAUGUAUUUGUUACCUACUGAAGUGCAGACGUAGUUUCAUUAUAGGA
Molecule: messenger RNA, 1197 nt
Organism: Drosophila santomea
Lineage: Eukaryota; Metazoa; Arthropoda; Insecta; Diptera; Drosophilidae
Product: coiled-coil domain-containing protein 137
Exons: 2
Coding region: 76-1074 (332 amino acids)
Source: RefSeq, a predicted model, not a curated record